Molecule: messenger RNA, 363 nt
Organism: Vigna radiata var. radiata (mung bean)
Lineage: Eukaryota; Viridiplantae; Streptophyta; Magnoliopsida; Fabales; Fabaceae
Source: the annotation of a RefSeq genome assembly
ACGACCACCAAGAUACGCAUAGUGAUUCGAUCUUUUGAUCACCCAUUUUUGGAAAACCAUUUUGGGGGGCUUCAGCCUUACACACGGAAGAUUGGAUUGCCUGAAUCACGAGUCUUAUAUACUGUGUUACGAUCACCUCAUAUUGAUAAAAAGUCCAGAGAACAAUUUGAAAUGGAAAUAAAGAAAAAAUUUCUGAUCAUAAAAACAGAAAAGCAUGAAUUGCGCAAGAAGUUCUUUCGGUUAAAACGCCAGCGAAUAUUUGGAGCUCAAUAUGAAAUCCUAUUUUCUUGCAAGACCCGUUCGGAUAAGGGAAAACUCCAGAGAUUGCUUCGAAGUAAGAUCCUUGCGUUGACCCUUUCCUGA